AAGUGGUUCUGUUUACUUAUAUAAUUAUUCUUUAUAAUGUAUGUCACUAAAUUUAUAAUUUAGCAUGGGUUAUAAAACUUUUGUUCUCGACGAAAACAUGCAAGAUUGAUGAUGCAUGCACGGCACACUUAGAUGAAUGGAAGAAGAAUCAUAAGAGGUGUCAUCCCGAAACAACAUCAUCACAGGUUGCUCUGUUUCUCAAGCUGGUCCUCCUACGACAUAGGAACCUGCAUUGCCACCCUCCAAUCAUGUGCCCACAACGCAAACCUCUCCAAGGGCAAGGAACUCCACACCCACUUGCUCAAAAACGCCUUCUUUGGAUCCCCCCUUGCCGUCACAAGCCUCAUCAACAUGUACUCCAAGUGCACCCUCAUCGACCACUCCUUCAAAGUCUUCAACUUUCCCACCCAUCACGACAAAAACGUCUUCGCCUACAACGCCCUCAUCGCUGGCUUCGUCGCAAACGCCCUUCCCCAACGUGGUUUUGCUCUCUAUAGCCAAAUGAGGCAUAUGGGUAUUGUCCCGGACAAAUUCACUUUCCCGUGUGUUAUCAGAGCCUGUGGCGAUCUUAUUGAGAUUACGAAGAUUCAUGGGUUGUUGUUCAAACUUGGGUUGGAGUUGGACGUGUUUGUUGGCAGUGCGUUGGUUAAUACUUACUUGAAAUUCGGGUUGGUGGGGGAGGCACACGAGGUGUUUGAGGAAUUUCCUGUGAGAGAUGUGGUGCUUUGGAAUGCGAUGGUUAAUGGGUAUGCGCAGAUUGGGAGGUUUGAGGAGGCUCUCGGGGUGUUUAGGAGGAUGUGGGGAAAUGGGGUGGUUCCUUGUAGAUACUCUGUUACCGGGGUUUUGUCGAUAUUUUCUGUGAUGGGGGACUUUGACAAUGGACGAGCUGUGCAUGGGUUUGUGAUGAAAAUGGGUUAUGAAUUAAGUGUUGUUGUUUCUAAUGCGUUGAUUGAUAUGUAUGGGAAAUGUAAAUGUGUUGGUGAUGCGUUGAGUGUGUUUGAGGUGAUGAGUGAGAGAGAUGUUUUCUCGUGGAACUCGAUCAUGUCGGUUCAUGAACAGUGUGGUGAUCAUUAUGGAACCUUGAGGCUUUUUGAUAGAAUGUUGGGAACUGGGGUUCAGCCUGAUUUGGUUACUGUUACGACGGUUCUGCCAGCUUGUACUCAUCUGGCGGCGUUGAUGCAUGGUAGAGAGAUACAUGGGUAUAUGGUUGUAAAUGAGAUGGGGAAGGAGGGAAGUCAGAGUGAUUUUGAUUAUGUUUUGUUGAACAAUGCUUUGAUGGACAUGUAUGCAAAGUGUGGAAACAUGAGAGAUGCUCUCAUGGUUUUUGACAACAUGAAAGAGAAGGAUGUGGCCUCGUGGAACAUCAUGAUCACGGGUUAUGGAAUGCAUGGUUAUGGUGAUGAGGCAUUGGAUACUUUUUCUCGUAUGUGUGAAGCUCAAAUGAAACCUAAUGAAAUCAGUUUUGUUGGUUUGUUAUCUGCAUGCAGCCAUGCAGGCAUGGUGAAGGAGGGGCUUGAGUUUUUGUCAGAAAUGGAGUCAAAAUAUGGUGUUUCUCCAUCCAUUGAACACUACACCUGUGUGAUUGACAUGCUUUGCCGGGCAGGGAAGCUCGUGGAGGCUUACGAUUUGGUGCUAACGAUGCCGUUCAAGGCCGAUGCUGUAGGAUGGAGGUCUUUGCUAGCAGCAUGCCGUCUCCACAAGGACACAGACUUGGCUGAGAUUGCUGCUAGUAAGGUGAUUGAACUUGAACCAGGCCAUUGUGGAAAUUAUGUGUUGAUGUCGAAUGUUUAUGGAGUUGUUGGUCGAUAUGAGGAAGUAUCUGAGGUGAGGCAUAUAAUGAAGCAACAGAAUGUGAAGAAGAGACCGGGAUGUAGCUGGAUUGAACUUGUGAAUGGUGUGCAUGUUUUUAUAACGGGUGACAGGACACAUCCCCAAACUGACUUUAUUUAUGCUGGCUUAAAUUCGUUGACAGCGGUUCUGCAAGAGCAUGGGUAUGUUCCCCUUAUCUAGCAUUUGGUUUGCAAAGAAAGUGAGGCAUGAUUCUAUGACAACUUUUGUCAGAGUAAAUUGCACUGAGGUUUCGGGAGAUUGUAUAUGUCUUUGCCUAGGUGGAAAUUGAAAACGAGAUUUUCCGUUAAAUUGAUUGUCCCAGAAUGCCUAAUCACUAGUUAAUUCAUCGGGUUAUUAUCUGUUUUUAAUGUACAUUUUUCUAUCAUCUAGAUCUAGUUAAUUGUCACAAAAACUAUCCAAAAAGGGGAAAAAAUGAUCAUUAACAUAUG
This is a messenger RNA of Cajanus cajan (pigeon pea), 2279 nucleotides long. RefSeq names its product Pentatricopeptide repeat (PPR) superfamily protein. Gene Ontology annotation, biological process: RNA modification. The record is from RefSeq and is a predicted model, not a curated record. Lineage: Eukaryota; Viridiplantae; Streptophyta; Magnoliopsida; Fabales; Fabaceae. Gene Ontology annotation, molecular function: RNA binding; protein binding.